Magallana angulata is the source of this 1453-nucleotide messenger RNA. RefSeq lists its product as uncharacterized. The annotation marks the transcript as partial. The record is from RefSeq and is a predicted model, not a curated record. The transcript is spliced from 12 exons. NCBI's taxonomy places the organism in Eukaryota, Metazoa, Mollusca, Bivalvia, Ostreida, Ostreidae.
CUGAUCCUGGUGUUAAAAUUAUUCCUUCUGAUAUCUUAUCUAUACUGGAAACAUAUCGGGCUUCUAGAUAAAACUGACAUGGCUGCAAAAUGGAUUCCAAUAUUAGUUACAUUCUCAAUCUUAUACGUCAUUCAGUUUGUAUUUGCUUGUAAUGACGUCAGCACAUCCGCCUGUCAGGAGUUUGCCACACAAAACCCAGCGAUGUGUGACGAUGGGAGUUGUUACGCCACCCUGUGUCCGAGAACCUGUCACAAAUGUGCUUUACGAUGCUACUCGUGUGGAGCUGUGACUAGACCUGAGAACUGUAACACAACAAUAGAGUGUCCAAGCAAGGACUUCGAAUGUGUUCUAUCAAAAUCUUUCACGCACGACUUUAGAGAAGUAUUUGCACUUGGAUGUGCUUUAGGAAAUGUUUGUGACAAUGACAACGGCAACACGAUGUGUUGUUCCAUUGACCUGUGUAACAACAACAAAUCCCAGCCAACUACAACCAGAACGCUUCCUGUUAGUAGAGAAAACAAAAAUAAAGUUGUGAGAAAGACCGCUGCCUCCUGUACAGACAUUCAUGAAGACGCUUGUCGAGACCUUCUGUCCUCAGAUGCCAACAUGUGUAACACAACUUGUGCCAAAACAAUUUGCCCUGUUACUUGUGGUGUCUGCAAACAGUGCUAUGAAUGUGACUAUGUUUCUGAUUCCAGUCAGUGUACCUCCACACGUCUUUGUCAACAAGGAGAGAAUUGUUACGGAAUAGAAACAAUCACUGCGUACUCUGACCACGGUUUUCGGCUUGGAUGUGCACCCGAUUUAUUAUGCAGCCAUUUAGCUUCGAUGGCGGUGAACACGUUUGGACGUAAGCGGGCUUUGGCAGGUGCGUGUUGUGAUGGUAACCUCUGUAACGGCAAUCUUAAGGCCGUGACAACCACGACAACAACGACGACGACGACACCAACAACCACAACAACAAGAACAACAACCAAAGAUCCAUUAUGCCAGUGCAAAGGAACCAAUCAUUUUCAAGUCAGCAAUGAGUGCUACUUCAUCUCGAGUACACACGGGACACGGCAGCACGGGAAGGAUUAUUGCAAAAGACACUGCGGGCACCUGGCCACCUUUACGGAUCCCUCCCAAUUGUCAGCUGUCACACACCACAUCUACUUAUUGAAGCAUGGAACAUCUGGCUCCUUCUCUGAUUUCUUUGGUUACCAUCAAUACGACCACAUGUUUGUGGACGCUAUGAAACAUACCAGUAGUCACACACACUCUACAUACAUUUGGGAGUCCACUGGAAGGACGGUCUCAUCUAGUUUCCUGUCCAACGUGCAAGGCACUUACAGUGAUAUGUGUGCUGUCACAUACAGCUUGCACUCGAGUCACAUCCAGGCUGCGAGUUGCACUGCCUCUCAUUAUGCUCUUUGUCAGCUUAAAAACCAUUAAACAUUUAGAUGUCUCCUUA